Messenger RNA from Peronospora farinosa, 2121 nucleotides. The record is from the annotation of a GenBank genome assembly. NCBI's taxonomy places the organism in Eukaryota, Oomycota, Peronosporomycetes, Peronosporales, Peronosporaceae.
AUGGCGGAACAAUCUCUCGGCGACAGUAUUGCUACUGCGCUACGCGGACUACUGAGUCCAUUGCCCGGCAAUGACAGCGCAGCAGAAUACGAGGCUGCAUCAUUGUCACUUGCAGUGAAUUUUUACCGCAUCGCGCCUCCCUCCGUGCUGCACGCGCUCCAAGCUCUAGUUACAAUGGAGAGCUACUCACACUCGCUCCAGCGCUAUGCGCUGGUUAAACAGGCCUUCUGGGAGCAAGUUCUGGCCUCGAAUCUAAUGGUUAAUGGCUUCAAAACUCGCAAGCAUCAUUUACAGCUGCAAGACGAGCAGUUUCCAAGACUUGUGCUGGAUUUCUCGCGUUGUACGCUCACGACGGAGCUGCUCGAGACGUUGACGGAGUUCUUCGCUCAAUCGCGGCUUCCUCAGUCUCAAUUCGCAAGUGUAAAAGUGAAUAAAGAGAUAAAGUCGUCCUGUCGACUGGUUCCUGUGGCUCUGAAGCUCGUCAGAUGCCGCCUAACAGCAGAUUCAAUCAAGAGACUCAAGUCGGUGCUCGUGUCUGAACGAUGGACAAAUGACGCGCCGGUGAGGUUCAGUGUGACGUCGCUAGAUUUGAGUGAAAAUUCUAUGCAGAGUGACGAGUUGAUGGCUUUGACAGACUUGUUGGAUGAGUGCAGACAACGACAGAGUGAGCUACCGCUACAUGAGCUCGUGUUGGAAAACGCCUUGAGCCGAGCACUCACAACAACAAAUUGGACGGCAUUUCGAGCUUUUGUGGGUGAAGCAUUCGGUGUCAAGGGAGGGUGCAAGGCAUCAUUGAAGCGCUUGUCGCUGGCAAAAAACUCGUUGAGCUACCACCAUGUCGGUUGUAUUUGCUCAGCUUUGAGAUGCACAAGUCUAGAGGAUCUCUCUCUGGCGUGUACACUUUCAUUGGUGGAUUCAGCUGACCGCAAGACUUGUUGGCAGUGGCUAGCGAUUGGACUUCGUCCCAUGAUUUCUCGCGGUCGGCGGUCAGGACUUCGACAUUUAGACUUGUCAGAAAACCCUAUGUUCCCCAUAGACAGUGAAGCAUGGCGCGAAAGUCUUCGUAACCCUCAAGCAGCAGUCUUGCAGUGGCUUGAAGAUGUAGCACCUCAAGCAAUUUCUUGUCGUGGCACGACCGUUUGUUGUCUUUUGUCCAGUAAUACUGAGCUAAACUCGUCGCCGACAGAAGCCUCUCCGCGACUCCGCAUUAUCGAGAAAGAGGUCAAAGCAACUAGUCUUGGUGCUGGCGAAUCCAAAGAGUGGGAAGUUGUGGCCACUCUUACAGGUCAACAUGAAUGGCUUUGCGUUGUGAUUCCAGCCUUCGGAGUAGCCUGGACUCGGUCAAACCACGCAAUGAGGUGGGAGCAUACUGAAGAUGGCUUAAGCUCCGCUUUGGCAGUACUGUCAGAGCUCGUGAUGAAUGACAUGGCAGCUUCUCGGACCACGACGGAGGCGCUGGAGCGCUUUGUCGGAGGUUUUGGUGGACGACUGCGGUCAUUAGAGCUACGGCGCAACGCGUUAUCUGCCAUGGACCUGGACGCGAUUUUAGCCGGCUGUCAGCAGCUUAACAUUUUGGAUUUAGAAGGCUGCAGGGUUCUACAACUCCAGCUACUCGUCGAUGCUCUGAGUGGAGUGCUAGGCCAAAAUCUCCGGAAAUUGAAUCUUAAUGCCAACCUCAUUGGUACUGACUCGUUGAACGUGCUCACAACAGCUUUGCGUGGGCAAGCACUAGAUCGUGUUCCAGUACUUCAGGAGCUGCGUGUCGCACACAAUGAGAUCGGCGCCAAUGGUGUGCGCCAUCUACAUGCUGCUUUGGAAUCCAAUAAAAUGUUGAUGUUGCUGGAGCUGGAUCUACCGAACGACGGUGCUGAGGUACCUCGGCAUCCCGAUGACGACGAAUACGUUCAGCUCAAUCGGACGCGCUGCAUGAGGCUGGAUGCGUCCUUCCAGAACGAGUUGUUGGGCGUUACUCCACUGCCUGCUGACCGCAGGCUAGCGUUCUUGCUGGUGCUGAAUGCUUACGAAGUAGUGCUGGAUCGGGGCAUCAGCUGUGCCAUCUUCAGUUUUGCAGCCAACGAGAAGCGACGCCGCAUAUUUUGGAAUACCUCCCAUACUUCAUGA